GUCCAGGAUGGCUGCGUCCAUGGCACGGAUCUUGUGGCCUCUUCUGGCUCACCAGGGCCUCCGGUCCCGAGGACGCUGCGUGUGCACCCAGAACCCCAGGAGAAGUUUCGCUACAGAGAAACGAGUUCGGAACCUCCUGUAUGAACAUGCACGUGAGGGCUACAGCGAGCUCCCUAACUUGGACAUGGAGUCGGUGUGCGCAUGCCCAGAAGCGACCGCGCGCGCCCUGGAGCUCCGCAAGGGGGAGCUGCGGCCGGCCGACCUGCCUGCGAUUAUCUCCACGUGGCAGGAGUUGAGGCAGCUGCGGGAGCAGAUCCGGAGCCUGGAGGCAGAGAAGGAGGCUGUGACAGAGGCAGUGCGAGCCCUGCUGGUAGAUCAAGACAGUGGCCAAGUGCAGAAGGACCCCCAAUAUCAGGGUCUGCGGGCCCGCGGCCGGGAAAUCCGGAAACAGCUCACGCCGCUGUACCCCAGAGAGACCGAGCUGGAAGAGCAAUUCUACCUGAAGGCACUGAGGCUGCCCAACCAGACACACCCAGACACGCCUGUUGGGGAUGAGAGCCAGGCUAGAGUGCUCCGUGUAGUGGGAGACAAGCCAGUUUUCUCCUUCCGACCCCGAGGCCACCUGGAAAUUGGCGAGAAACUCGACAUUAUCCGGCAGAAGCGCCUGUCUCACGUGUCUGGCCACCGGUCCUAUUACCUGCGCGGGGCUGGGGCCCUCUUACAGCAUGGCCUGAUCAACUUUACCCUCAGCAAGCUUAUCAGCAGGGGCUUCACCCCCAUGACGGUUCCAGACCUUCUGCGAGGAGCUGUGUUUGAAGGCUGUGGGAUGACACCAAACGCCAACCCAUCCCAAAUUUACAAUAUUGACCCCUCCCGCUUCGAAGAUCUAAACCUGGCUGGGACAGCAGAGGUGGGGCUGGCAGGAUACUUCAUGGACCACUCUGUGGCUUUCAGGGACCUGCCAGUCAGGAUGGUCUGUGCCAGCACCUGCUACCGAGCCGAGACAGACACUGGGAAGGAGCCUAGGGGGCUAUACCGAGUUCAUCACUUCUCUAAAGUGGAGAUGUUUGGCGUGACAGCCCCUGGGCUGGAGCAGAGCUCGCAGCUGCUGGAUGAGUUCCUGUCCCUGCAAGUGGAGAUCUUGACUGAGCUGGGCUUGCACUUCCGGGUGCUGGACAUGCCCACCCAGGAACUGGGCCUUCCCGCUUACCGAAAGUUCGACAUUGAGGCCUGGAUGCCUGGCCGAGGCCGAUACGGAGAGGUCACCAGCGCCUCCAACUGCACGGACUUCCAGAGCCGCCGUCUGUAUAUCAUGUCUGAGACGGAGACCGGGGAGCUGCAGUUCACACACACGGUCAACGCCACAGCUUGCGCUGUCCCCCGAGUCCUCAUUGCCCUUCUGGAGAGCAAUCAGCAAAAGGAUGGUUCCGUCCUUGUACCCGCUGUCCUCCAGCCCUACACAGGCACUGACCGGAUCACAGCGCCCACCCAUGUGCCUCUCCAGUACAUCGGCCCCAACCAGCCCCAGAAGCCCAGUCUCCCCGGCCGGCCUGCAGCCAGCUGACAACUGUCUGCUCUAGAGGUUGGCACUCUAGAGGCCCCAGACAUUUAGAACCU
This is a messenger RNA of Phodopus roborovskii (desert hamster), 1617 nucleotides long. RefSeq names its product seryl-tRNA synthetase 2, mitochondrial (gene Sars2). Gene Ontology annotation, cellular component: mitochondrion. The transcript is spliced from 16 exons. Bases 8 to 1564 code for a protein of 518 amino acids. Gene Ontology annotation, molecular function: ATP binding; tRNA binding; serine-tRNA ligase activity. The record is from RefSeq and is a predicted model, not a curated record. Gene Ontology annotation, biological process: mitochondrial seryl-tRNA aminoacylation. NCBI's taxonomy places the organism in Eukaryota, Metazoa, Chordata, Mammalia, Rodentia, Cricetidae.